Molecule: messenger RNA, 3503 nt
Organism: Ceratosolen solmsi marchali
Lineage: Eukaryota; Metazoa; Arthropoda; Insecta; Hymenoptera; Agaonidae
Gene: Pkn
Product: serine/threonine-protein kinase N
Exons: 12
Coding region: 298-3342 (1014 amino acids)
Biological process (GO): protein phosphorylation; signal transduction
Molecular function (GO): ATP binding; protein serine/threonine kinase activity
Source: RefSeq, a predicted model, not a curated record
AUAUAGUAAUCAUUAUUGUAAUAAUGUCAUUGAAUAGAAUACGAAGAAGACAUCAAAUCUUGAAAUAUGUACCGAAAAGAGAACAAGCUACUGUAUGAUAAUUUAAGCACAUCUGGUGCAAAUACUUCGUGGUUAGUUAGUGUAAAAUAUAGUAUACAUCGUGACGUAAAAAUAAGAGUACAAUUCAAGCAGUAAGUAGAGCUGGUAAUAUUGUCCCCAAUAAUGAAUCAAAUGGAAUACAAAUGAGUUAUAGCUUAUUAUUUCCAAUUAUACCCAACAAUACCUCCCAGUUUUUAAAUGUUCAAUUCGAUAACUACUCCUCUAGAUGCAUAUGAAUUUCAAAGAGAAAAUCUUAUAUUUAGCUUGAUACCGUUAUCAGAGUUGUCUCUGCAUAUGAGAUCACACACUAUCCCUAGAACUGUACAUUUUCAAAAUGUAGAACAGUUCAUGUUUCCUAUAACUAACGAAAUGCCUUAUUUCGAUUCAAGUUAUAGUAACGAGCAGUUAUCUAGUACUAAUCAGUUAAACAACAAACGAUGUAAGAGUACUUAUAAUAUUGUUUUAUCUCCGACAAAUCAAGAUAAUAAUUUACAAACAUAUCGGCAAUAUCAAGAACAAUUGCAUUUCCCAUGUCCAAGACCAUGGAGUACUUAUUAUCAACAACACAUUUCAUCCGUCGAUUCAAAAACCGAGAUUCGCAAGGACUGUACAACAGUUGAUAUUAAUAACAAGGCUUUUAAAACGCAUUGUUUUACAAAAUUAUCUAAUAAAUAUAUAACUCAAACUAAUAAUACCACUAAAGUAUCUCCAAAGACUAUUAUGAUAAGCAGUAAAGACGCCGCAUCUCAAACAAUUGAUAUUGAAACACGAUAUUCUCCGAUAACAAGACGAAAAUUAAGAGAAAAGGUUUCAUGGGUUCUCACUGAUUCUUGUGAGAAAAAAGAGCUUAAUAAUAAUAAUGCUCAAGCGAGCCUGGCGGAGUCCAGCCGCAAGUUGGACCUAUUACGAUUGUCAUUAGAGUUACGUCGCCAGGAGCUACCGCCCGAUAGUGUGACAGCCGCUCAGCUAAAGCGGGAGCUAGCCAUUGUCCAGUCUGCGAGUCCUAUACCUGUUACUUAUACCUCUCUUCAGCCUUUUCGAGGACCACUCGAGGGUAGAACCACGGUACCCGCAUCCGUAUCAAGAUGCGCUGCAGUUACCGGGCAGCUUGAGGUUAGGUUAAUGGGUUGUCAAGAUUUAGCUGAAGAAAUACCGGGACGCACGAGACGAGAACAUCCAGCAAGUCCUGAUUUACGUAGUUUUGUAAAAGGUGUAACGGGUCGUAGCUCUAGUAAAUCCUACAGUGUUAAAGAUGAAACAAGUAAUGACAUAAUGGCAGUGAUAAAGUUGGAUAAUGUAACAGUUGCACAGACAAAUUGGCGGCUGUGUUCACAGCAGGCCUGGGACCAGAGGUUUUCAAUUGAGCUAGACAAAUCCCGAGAGUUAGAAAUCGGUAUCUAUUGGAAGGACUGGCGCUCACUCUGUGCUGUUAAGUUUCUGCGGCUUGAAGAGUUUAUCGAUGAUGUAAGGCACGGCAUGGCACUCCAGCUUGAACCUCAAGGUCUUCUCUUUGCCGAGAUCAAAUUUCUCAAUCCGAUGAUAUCAAGGAAACCCAAGCUACAGAGGCAACGUAAGAUAUUUAAACAGCAGGUUAAGAAUUUCCCAAGAGCCAAUCAAAUGAAUAUAAACGUUGCCACGUGGGGCAGACUUCUCAAAAGAUCCGCACCAUCCUUGAAUAAUACGCGGAAUUCUGAAAGUCCACCUUCUGGUUCACAACCGUCGCAGCUGAUGUUCGAUACGCCAACAGAUGAUAAGCUGGAAACACCGGGCGAAUUGCCAAAUCCAGACAAAGGCGGCCUUGGCGGGACCCGUCCCCUUGGUAUAUCACACUUUUCGAUGAACGACUGCUAUGGUAGUACAUCAAUUUCCUCAUCUUCUUCGUCUUUGCCUCAUCCGCCGGAUCAUCCACCCCCACCACCGCCAAUACUUAAGAAAUCGAACAUGCCCGCACCACCGCCCCCGCCUCCGGCUAAAAUCGACCAAGAGUUGCAGAGCGCGUUACGGGAGUUUGAUUUUCUUCUCAAGGAAGAAAAGUCGGGGCAACAGGGGGCAAGUUUGAGGCCUCUGGUCACGGAACCCCGGCCCAUCCUGAUAGCGCCACCCUCUCCACGCACCCCCUCGCCGCAACCUGUCGUUGAGUUUCCCGACGAAGAGGUAGCGUACGAGGUGCCGUUACCAACGAGGCCGCUCCAAUACCGUGACAGUGCCUACGAAUCUCGUCGACAAUCACAGUUGACAGGCAUGAGUCUUGACAACUUUAGGCUGCUUUCAGUUCUCGGUAGAGGACACUUCGGCAAAGUUAUACUCGCUCAGUAUAAAAAUACGGGCGAGUAUUUUGCGAUAAAAGCAUUGAAGAAGGGCGAUAUUAUAGCGAGAGAUGAGGUCGAGUCACUUCUCUCUGAGAAGCGGAUUUUCGAGGUCGCCAAUGCUACAAGGCAUCCCUUCCUCGUCAAUCUUUUUGCAUGCUUUCAAACCGAUGCACACGUUUGUUUCGUAAUGGAAUAUGCUGCCGGUGGCGAUCUGAUGAUGCAUAUCCAUGCUGAUGUUUUCGGAGAACCACGCGCUGUCUUCUAUUCAGCUUGUGUUGUAUUAGGUUUACAAUAUCUCCACGAAAGUCGUAUUAUUUACAGAGAUUUGAAAUUAGACAAUCUACUUUUGGAUACAGAGGGUUAUGUAAAAAUUGCUGAUUUCGGCCUGUGCAAGGAGGGUAUGGGCUAUGGAGAUCGUACAGGAACUUUCUGUGGUACUCCAGAAUUUUUGGCUCCUGAAGUUCUUACAGACUUAUCUUAUACACGUGCUGUUGAUUGGUGGGGACUCGGAGUAUUGAUUUUUGAAAUGCUUGUUGGAGAAUCACCCUUUCCUGGCGAUGACGAGGAAGAAGUAUUUGACUCGAUUGUUCACGAUGAAGUUUGUUACCCACGUUUUUUGUCCUUGCAUGCGAUUGCCAUAAUGAGACGACUCUUAAGAAAAACUCCAGAAAGAAGAUUGGGAAGCAGCGAACGAGAUGCCGAAGAUGUUAAAAAACAGGCAUUUUUUAGGCACAUUGUUUGGGACGAUUUACUGCUUAGGCGUGUGAAACCUCCGUUUGUUCCAAUUAUCCACUCAGUAGAGGAUGUAAGCAAUUUUGAUGAAGAAUUUACAUCCGAAAAACCGCAACUUACACCACCAAAAGAUCCACGACCAGUAAGUGAAAUGGAACAGGCUUUGUUCAGGGAUUUUACCUACAUGGCUGAUUGGUGCUAGCUAUAAUAAAAUGAAGAAACAGGGUUUCAAAAUACAUUUAAGUCUUAAUUAAUAAGUUAAAAUUGAUGCAGCUCUUUUGAUUACAAAUUUGUUACAAAUGAUUUUAGUUAAACAAUCAUGAAAAGAAAAUCCCUCACUUAUUCAUUCAUUAUGCGAUUCAU